This is a messenger RNA of Neoarius graeffei (lesser salmon catfish), 1661 nucleotides long. It is a transcript of the gene caps2, whose product is annotated as calcyphosine 2. Lineage: Eukaryota; Metazoa; Chordata; Actinopteri; Siluriformes; Ariidae. The coding region runs from base 1 to 1647 and encodes 548 amino acids. The transcript is spliced from 15 exons. The record is from RefSeq and is a predicted model, not a curated record.
AUGAAGCGGAGUUUAAAGGCGAAGGGAAACAGAGACACACAGACACCGGUGAGCUCCAUCCACAGCACCCUGCUCACACCUUCACAACCCAGCAGGAAAUCAACCUGCUCACUCUGUACACCUGUCUGUUCUUCUAUAAAGAGAGAGAUAAGAGCGCCAUCCCGCGGGCCGCGACCCAAAGAAGUUCCGGUUCUGGAGCUCCACAGACUGAGGGACAGAGAAGAUGAGGAUGCUGGAGUUAUUCCGGUGGCUGGAAAACCGUCGGCCGUGCUGUCCAUCCUGAGCUGGGGUUCAGCUUCGUGCUCCAGAACACUGCAGGAAUGGGAUGUUGGGAUAAUGUCCCCGCAGGAGGGACGUGUCUCAGUGUUGGCGUCUCCUCAGCACAGCUACAGAGAGCUGACGAUCAGAUCAGCCAGUAAUCCCAAAGCAAACACAGAACCAUGCAAUCUGAGCUCACACACUUUUACUGAGCUCCAUCACACACAGCCAGGCACGAGUCACACCCAACCCAGGAAGCUGGAAGCCGAGGGCGUGACGAUGGAGAGGAGACGGCAGGCUGUGAUGGAGCAGGUGAUGGUGGACCAGCUCUCCAGAGCCGUCAUCAGCGACCCGGAACAAAACUCCGCAAACUUGGUGAACAUUUCCGCUCGUCACAAGAGGACUUUACACCACACAAUGGUGAAAACUCCGAAAUCUUUAACAGAGAAGCUCCUGUCCUACAAACUCUGCUUUCAUGCCAGAAUUUUAUCACGAUGUGGGCGUGAGGCCUGUCGAGAGCUGAUUGGCUUCUACUUCACAUGUGAUCAGACACUAACAGUAUACGAGUACCGCAGUUUUGGGAAGAACAGGUGUAAUGCACUGCCGUUUAUAGCACGUGGGGUUUAUAGGACUCGAGGGAGACCAUACUGUCUCUCUGACAUCUCACAGGGGUCAAAUCUGCGCUUCAGUACAGAUGGACCUCAUGUCCCUGAGAACCUGAGACAGCGACCAUAUCUGACUCUCAAAGUUACUGAUGUGGACGAAGAAGCCAAGAGUUCACUAGUAGUCCAGUGUGGAGAAACCGAACAUCAUCUUUCUGAGGAGGAGAUUAACGACUGGAAAACUCUAAAGGCCAUUCAGGCGUCUGUACGUGAGCGGUUGAAAGGUCGCGCUAUCCAAACUCUGAUUGGUUUAGGGAGGAAGCUGCAGAGUUUAGACGUGAAGCAGAACGGCGUUGUGGGUAAAGAGGAGCUAGGAGAGUGUCUGAUGGAGGGGCUGAGUCUCACACAACAGGAGCUGGAGGCUGUGUGGAGGGUUCUGGGUCUGCAGAGAGAGUUGAUGGUGGACUGCGCUGAGACGAUGUGUGCUGUGACCGGAGACAUGAAUGAGAGCAGACAAGCCGUGUUUAUAAAGGUUUAUAUUAAACUCGACCCAAAUAAAACGGGUUCAGUUUCUUUGACUGACAUUGAUAAAUUUUAUUGUGUUAAUCAGCAGCAGAACCCUGAGCACGGAACAGAGUUAGAUUUCCUCACGUGUGUACGAGACGCAGAAAGGGACACAAAACACGUGUCUUAUGCGGAGUUUCAGGAUUAUUAUGAGGGACUGAGCAUCGAAAUCUCUAGUGACCAGGUUUACAUCAACAUCCUGAGGAGCACCUGGAAUAUCUGAGUGUGUGUGUGUGU